Aspergillus alliaceus is the source of this 852-nucleotide messenger RNA. RefSeq names its product RTA1 domain-containing protein. The transcript has 5 exons. The record is from RefSeq and is a predicted model, not a curated record. NCBI's taxonomy places the organism in Eukaryota, Fungi, Ascomycota, Eurotiomycetes, Eurotiales, Aspergillaceae. Bases 1 to 852 code for a protein of 283 amino acids. Gene Ontology annotation, cellular component: membrane.
AUGUCGCCCAUGAAACAAUACCCGUACGACCCAAGCAAGGCCGCGGCCAUUGUCUUUGCCGUUUUAUACGGUAUUAGUGCUAUGGUGACUAUAAUCGAGUACUUUUGGUGGAGAUGCUGGUACUGGCUGCCAAUGGUGGUUGCAUCCCUUAUGGAGGCAACUGGGUACAUUUCACGCUCCUAUUCGGCCUACCAUGAGUACGAUGAAGGGUCAUUUGACGCCCAAUAUCUGCUAGUUUUCCUUGCUCCGACGGUGAUGGCAGCAGCAUGUUACAUGUCGAUGAGUCGAAUCAUUAUGCACGCUUGCCGGCCAGAGUAUAUCAAUAUGCGCACCCUGUGGGUGACGCCUCGGUUUAUGACCCCUAUCUUUGUCACCUGUGACAUUCUCGCCCUGGUGAUUCAAUUGAUCGGGGGCGUCUGUGCCAUCUCCAAAACACCUUCGACCAUUCGACUCGGUUAUAACAUCGCCAAAGCCGGCCUAAUCGUUCAAAUCGUCAGCUUUGGCUUCUUCAUUAUUAUCAGCAUAAGAUUCCACUUUAUCAGCAGAAACUCUGCGAUAGUACGCUCGGAGACUAGCUGGAGACAGUUACUACUCUGCAUCAACGUUUCCUGCAUACUUAUCUUCGCCCGUUCCGUGUAUCGCUUGGUCGAGUUUGGUCAAGGCGACCACGGCUACCUCAAUCUGCACGAGUGGAACUACUAUGUGUUUGAGGCUGCGAUCAUUGUACCAGCGGUUGCAAUAUUUAAUGUCGUUCACCCAGCGAAGUAUUUGAUGAACACGCAUUGGAAGCAUUCCAAAUCGGCCCGAAGUGCUGUAUCUGAGGAGGAGCUGACACUGGAACAGAGAUUCUAA